This is a messenger RNA of Colletotrichum gloeosporioides, 480 nucleotides long. RefSeq lists its product as uncharacterized. The transcript has 2 exons. The annotation marks the transcript as partial. The record is from RefSeq and is a predicted model, not a curated record. Lineage: Eukaryota; Fungi; Ascomycota; Sordariomycetes; Glomerellales; Glomerellaceae. Gene Ontology annotation, molecular function: methyltransferase activity.
CACACCAACUUCCCUUUCGUCCGUGACUUCAAAUUCGAGAACGAUCCUCACUACCACAAGUACAAACAGGGCCAAUACCAUUUCCCGAAUGACGAAUCUGAGCAACAACGAGAAAACAUGAAGCAUCACAUGAUCGUUGCCCUCUGCGGCAAUAAGCUACACAACGCGCCCCUUUCCGAUCCCAGGAAGGCCCUUGACAUUGGAACAGGUACGGGAAUGUGGGCUAUUGAGAUGGGUGAAACAUACCCUGAAGCAGAGGUUGAGGGCAUUGACUUGAGUCCCAUUCAGCCGCCAUUCUUACCACCAAACGUACACUUCAUUGUUGACGACAUUGAGGCACAAUGGCUGCACAAGGACGAUUCUUUGGACUACAUUCAUUUGCGUCAUAUGGUGCCAUCGGUCAAGGAUUGGCCAAAGCUACUGCUCAGGCGUACAGGUGCGUACAACGAUUCGAAAUCCUUGUCUGCCGAAUAUCUCUGA